UUAAUCCGAAACUCUGCGUUUUGAUUGGACCACGUCCCUUAACUAAGGAAGAAGAAGAAGUAGAAGAAGUAGAAGAACGCAGGCAUAGCCAACCAACUUGGGCUUUUUUCUAUGUACACAACCUAACGAACCCUUCCUUCACCUUCAACGCCAUUACCAGAUUGACAGAUUCUCUUUCUCCCUCUCUCCAUCAUCUCGUGUAAUAAUGCGAGUUAUUUGAUUUUCUCGGGAAUUUAUCUCCGUUUGUUUCCGAGAGAAAGUUUUUACUAAGUGCAUCUUUACCUUUAAGGACUGAUUGAACUGAAAGGGUAAACUGGUUUGCAUGACAUUGGCCUUCAGUUACUAAACUAUGAUGGCCUACACAGGUUCAAUGCAGUUGCCUCGUGAAAUUAGGCUACACAGUAAUAGUGGGAUCUGUAGUUUCCAUAAUAAUCCAAUAGGUAUUGGGCGAUUACAUUUGGUUACCAUAAAUAUUUCACCACGCAGUUGGAAGCAGAAUUCUUCAGCACGCCAUCUUUUCAAUAAAGUACACGCCCCAAUAAGACAUGUGCCUUCCAGAUGUAAAGUUUUCAUAUGUAGGUCUGUCCUAAUACCAGGUGGAGGGAGUGGGACUCCACUCAUGAAAUCUGCUGCUGUAUUUUUAACAAGGUCGCAGGAGACUUUAAGUGGGAACCCUGUUUUGCUUCGAUUGAUCCCAGCACUUGGUAUCAUUGCCUUUGCUGUUUGUGGCCUUGAACCACUCAUACGUCUUGGCAGAGUUCUUAUUCUUCAAAGACCUGACAGUACUUGGAAGAAAAGUAGCUCCAGAUAUAUCAUGACAUCUUACUUCCAGCCCUUGCUAUUGUGGACUGGGGCAAUGCUCAUAUGCAGGGCACUAGAUCCACUUGUCCUACCAUCUGAGGCUAGCCAGGCUGUGAAGCAACGGAUGCUGAAUUUUGUGAGAUCUUUGUCAACAGUGAUUUCAUUUGCUUACUGUUUAUCAAGCUUUAUUCAACAAGCACAAAAAUUCUUUAUGGAGGCAAAUGACUCCAGUGAUUCAAGAAAUGUGGGAUUUGACUUUGCUGGGAAAGCUGUAUAUACUGCUGUAUGGGUUGCUGCAGUGUCACUGUUCAUGGAGUUGCUAGGUUUCUCCACACAGAGGUGGUUAACUGCUGGUGGUUUGGGCACAGUAUUGCUCACUCUUGCAGGUCGCGAGAUAUUCACAAACUUCUUGUCGAGUAUAAUGAUCCAUGCAACUCGGCCGUUUAUUAUGAAUGAGUGGAUUCAAACGAAGAUUGAAGGAUAUGAGGUUUCUGGUACAGUUGAGCAUGUAGGAUGGUGGUCACCAACAAUUGUGAGAGGUGAUGAUCGGGAAGCAGUUCAUAUUCCCAAUCAUAAGUUCACUGUAAAUGUUGUGAGAAAUCUGACUCAGAAAUCCCAUUGGCGCAUCAAGAGCUACAUUGCUAUCAGUCACUUGGAUGUUAACAAAAUUAAUAAUAUUGUAGCUGAUAUGCGGAAGGUUUUGGCCAAAAAUCCUCAAGUAGAGCAACAAAAGUUGCAUAGAAGGGUGUUUCUGGAGAAUGUCAAUCCGGAAAAUCAGGCUCUUAUGAUAUUAAUAUCUUGCUUUGUGAAAACUUCACAUUUUGAAGAGUACCUCUGUGUUAAGGAGGCAAUUCUCUUGGAUCUUCUUAGAGUUGUCACUCACCAUCGAGCUCGGCUAGCCACUCCCAUCCGUACAGUUCAGAAAAUAUACAGUGAGGCUGACUCGGAAAAUAUACCUUUUGGGGACACUAUUUUCACUCGAUCCAGAGCAGCAGGAAAUCGCCCAUACCUCCUUAUAGAACCGCCAUAUAAAGUUAAUGGUGAGGAUAAACCUAAACCUUCAGCUCGUUCGACUCGUCCAAAUGAGGAAAAAGAUGCCAAAGUUGAUGAAACCUUGAUGUCUGACCCCAAAGGAGAUGAGAAUUCAGUGGUGACAUCAACCACCUCACCUGGUGUAAGCUCCAAGGAUAAAUCCAAGACAGCUUCUGAAGCCCAGAGUCAGAAUCUGGGUUCUAAUGGUUCAGUUGAGAAGACCUCCAAAACCUUGCAGCCCAAAAAGGAAAAUGCAAAUGCAGGAAAGGGAGCAACAGUUCCCCUAUCGAAAAACCUUGCACAAAGUGCUGUGCCCGAAACUUCUCCGGUGACUUCACAUGAGUCUAGCAAAGGAGAGACAACUUCUGCUAGUCCUUCACCGUUGAAGCAAGAUGAAGAGAAAUCUGCUGUGUCCUCACCUUCAAUUAGGCCUUCCUUGGAAGAUAAUAUCCUCCUUGGUGUUGCUCUCGAAGGUUCAAAACGAACUCUACCGAUCGAGGAAGAAAUGACUCCCCUUCCUAUCCCUGGAGAGUCGCAAGAAUUUGCUGUCCAAAGGAAUGGGAGUGGACCUCCUGCUACCAAGGAUAAGAAGGAUCCUAAGCAGAAUGAUUAGAUUAGUAGCUUAGAAGUUGAUAUUUUAAUACCUGCGUUCUAUUGAAAUUAUGCAGAAAAUGAUCCAGCUGUCUUUUUUAAAGUUGGAAUUAUGCAUUGUAUUCACCCUAUAUAUAAUGAUGUACAUAAUAAUCAAUUCAUAAUAUUGUUAACUAUUACCUUCUGAAUAAUAGUGUUUAGUUUUAUGGUU
Molecule: messenger RNA, 2635 nt
Organism: Arachis ipaensis
Lineage: Eukaryota; Viridiplantae; Streptophyta; Magnoliopsida; Fabales; Fabaceae
Source: RefSeq, a predicted model, not a curated record